CCCCCUUGUGCGUGCAGGCGUGGCCACGCCCCCUGACGCCGGCCACGCCCCUCCUCCCCUCAGGCAGCCAUGAUGGCGGCGGCGGCGGCGGCACCGCGGCUCCGGCCGCUCCUGCGGGCCCUGCGGACACAGACGCUGCGGGGACCCCCCUGGCCCCGGAGAACCCCCCUGGGGCUGGGCCCCGCGCCCCGAGGGCUGGCCACCAUCAGCGCCCAGGCAGUCUCCCCAGCCCCUGCAGCUGCCGUGGGGCAGCAGCCCCCCGCCGUGGGGCAGCCAGAGCCUGCCGUGGGGCAGAACCCCCCCUCCACGGGUCAGGAGCCGCCGCCUGUGGCUCAGGAGCCCCCCGCCGUGGGGCUAGAGUCCCCCGCCGUGGGGCUGGGGGAGGAGGUGCGGCUGGAGGAAUUGGGGCUGGGGGCCUUCACCCCCGUGGGGCUGGUGCAAAACUUCCUUCAGUUCCUGCACCUCGACGUGGGGCUGCCCUGGUGGGGGGCCAUCGCCGUCGGGACGCUGGGGGCGCGGGUGGCGCUGCUGCCGCUGCUGGUGCGGGGCCAGCGGGAGGCCGCCCGCCUGGCGGCCCACAUGCCCCAGCUCCAGCUGCUCUCCCAGCGCCUGGCCGAGGCCCGCCGGGGCGCCGACCAGUACCAGGUGGCCCGGGCGUACUCGGAGCUGGCAGCUUAUCAGAAACGGCACGACGUGAACCCCCUGCGCGGCUUCCUCGUGCCCCUCGUGCAGACCCCCCUCUUCGUCUCCUUCUUCCUGGCGCUGCAGAAGAUGGCGGCGGCGCCGGUGCCGGGGCUGCACCGGGGGGGCCUGGCCUGGUUCCCCGACCUGGCGGCCCCCGACCCCUACUACGUCCUGCCCCUCCUCGUCACCGCCUCCACCUGGCUCGUCCUCGAGGUGGGGGCGGAGACGGGGGUGUCGAGCCCGGGGGCGGGGGCGGUGCGUCAGGCCCUGCGCCUGCUGCCCCUCUUCUUCCUCCCCUUCAUCAUCCACUUCCCCACCGCCGUCUUCACCUAUUGGCUGACGUCCAACGCCUUCAGCCUGGCGCAGACGGGGCUCCUGCGCGUCCCCGACCCUCCGGGCCCGUCUCCGGGUGCCCCCCCCGCCUUCCUCGGCGGCCGCCAACCCCCAACCCCCCCCGGCAAAGGGCCCGCCGGCCUCCUGGGGCGGCUGCGGCAGGAGUGGCGGGAGGCGCGGGCGGCGCAGCGGGGGGAGGAGCGGCAAUGGCGGCUGCGGCACCACCUCGACCUGGCCGCCAAGGGCCCCCUCCGACAGACCUUCGCCCACAACCCGCUCUCCCCCCCCGGGGGGGGCCGCCUCCCCCCGCCCCCCGGGCCCCCCCCCAAGCGCCCCUGGAAGGAGACCCUGGGCUGAGGAGCCGCAAUAAACGCUCCCCAAACCGUCCCCGUU
Messenger RNA from Chroicocephalus ridibundus (black-headed gull), 1410 nucleotides. RefSeq names its product OXA1L mitochondrial inner membrane protein (gene OXA1L). Gene Ontology annotation, molecular function: membrane insertase activity. The record is from RefSeq and is a predicted model, not a curated record. Bases 70 to 1374 code for a protein of 434 amino acids. Gene Ontology annotation, biological process: protein insertion into mitochondrial inner membrane from matrix. Gene Ontology annotation, cellular component: mitochondrial inner membrane. NCBI's taxonomy places the organism in Eukaryota, Metazoa, Chordata, Aves, Charadriiformes, Laridae. The transcript has 10 exons.